AUGGAUUCAAUUGCGGAAGGAUCGGAGCUGUUCGAAGUCGCCUAUCACUGCUUAGAUCUCUUUGAAAAGUGUCUAGUGGAAUCGGGGCGACAGCAAGCUCUAAUAGUACAAGAAGUGCAAGCCCGAUUCAAUCUUUGGGCGGCUUACACAGGAGUGUUCGCUGACAACGACAAGUCAUUGGAUACCCGAUUGUUUUUGCACCCCGACGUCAAACGCAUGACUCUUAAUCUUCUACGUAUGGUUGAGCGAAACUUACAGCUUGCUUCUACGGCCAAUAUCAAUCAACACUCACAACUGCCUGUUCUGACAGAUAUAGCUGACCUCGAUGAGAAUUCAAACCUCUCGAAACUUCUAGAGUCUCACGGUGCCUCCUUUCGGGGACUGGUUGCUGUUCCAGUUGCGCUUGACCGAUUACAUAAGUUAGCAACCGCCAUCCGACGAUCGUCUCUUGAAAGCAGAAAGGAAAACCUCCUUACCAAAAUCUGGGACUCUGAUAGUGAAAAAUAUUUGGGCGAAUGUAUCUGUAAAUUCAUUCGGGAGAAGUUCCCAGCUGCUCGAGCUAGUCUGAUCAAGCAGUUGGCCGCAGCUGUUUGUGCCUCGCGAAGAAGACUACUUUAUUUGCCGAGACACAACAAAAAGCUAGGAAUAGAAAGGAAAGGCAAACAGACGGGAGUUGUAAAAGGCUCACUGCUACCCCAUGAACUCCUCCGAAAACGUUAUUAUGGAGAUGCAUUCACGGAGCCAAUCUCUGCUACUGACGCUUCAAUACCGAACACGAUACAACUGCGGCGAGAACUCGGACGUGUUAAAAGGCCCGCUAUCUCAGUCGCCAGUGCUGGAAUUAUCCAGGGAGAAUCCCUCCUAUAUCCUGACAUACCGGCAUUUGCAGCUGACAAGAAACUUCACCCAUGUCCAUACUGCUCUGAACCGCUUCUUACCUCUAGACUGGACCUGAAAGUUAAAGCAAACAGGGACUACUGGAGGAAUCAUGUGAACCAAGACCUUGAGCCCUAUUUCUGUUUGUCCGAAGAGUGCAAGGAACCACUGAAAUUCUUCAUCCACUACAGGGACUGGCUUGAUCACAUGAGUACCUUCCAUACAGACGAAUGGUAUCGUUCAGCACAUGCACUCACCUGGUAUUGUGAUUUGGGUCAUAAAGAGCGAGAACUUUUUGUCGAUAGAGACUCGUUCGAGUCCCACAGCCAGGAUCAUCACCCUAAUUUGACCGCAUCGCAACGUCGGGCCCGUACAAAGAAGAGCAAGACUCUGGCCUUGCGUGAGCCAUUGGCGUGUCCAUUGUGCGAGAGCGUCCCUGCAAAGAUUAGUAGCCUUGCAAUACAGCAUCAAAACUCGGCGGAAUGCAAAGAUGCUCUUUGCAAGCAUAUAGCUUUCCAUCUCAAGGCUCUUUCCUUGUUAUCUUUCAGACUACUUAAUGAGCAAAGUAUUGACCACAUAGAUGAUACUGAGGCUGAAGAGCAUCAUACAACACAAAUCAUGACGCGGAGUAUGCAGAAUAUGCCGCUCGAGACUGCGGAAAAAAUUUCAUGGCCAUCACUUGACAGUUCCUGGAUAUCUGAAAAUGCCAAUCCCGGGCUAGCUGAACAUGGCUUGGAGACUGUGGAUGCUAACACUGGAGGUGUUGAUUGGGGCCGCUUUCCUGGCUUUGAUCAUUUAUCUAAGUACUCCGGGGUUAGGAAUCUUGAGAGCCAUGCAGGACCUACUCCUAUGUCGGAAGCGGAAGGCACACAGGAGCAAAACAAUCAGGCAUUCAACAACAUGCUGGCCAACAUGUCUCGGGAACAAUGGCAUGAAAUUCAAGCCCUUCCUCCAGACGAGCGUCAUGAGGUCCUUGGAAAGUGGCAGAACCGCCAGCCACAGCAGUUCCCUAAUGAUAUGUCGAAACUCGGUCAGUCAGACGGGGCAAAGGUUAUAGACCUUGCAGCCAAGAUGAUGGAAAUGACAUCUGAUCAACAAAAGGCUGCCACGAGAAUGAGUUUACAGCGGAGACUGUCCCCUCAACAGCUUGCGGAGAUUCAAGCUCGAGGACGUGACCCCUUAGUCUUGUUCUUCCAGAAUCAGGCAUUCCAAGUAUUAAAGAGAAAUAUGCUCAGACUGCAGGGACAAAACCAGACACCCCGACAGGGCCAAGAGCAGCCAGAGCAGGGUAGUGUCAACCUUCAACGAUUAAGGGUGGACCGGGCGGCUCAACUGUCUCAGGAUCUGCAGCAGAAUCAACAAGACGUCAUGGCCCGCGGUAUGCCUCUUUCACAAAGCCCGACGAUGAAUACUUUAAAUACGCCAGAAUCAAAUCUGCCGAGUGGCAUGAAUCAUAUAGGUGGUCAAGCUCUAGGCCAAGGUGCUGUUCUGUUCGGUGUCAAGAGCUUCAACCAAGGCACACAGCAACCAAAUAACCAGGUAUCUAGUAAUAUUCCAGCCAAUAUGUCUCCAGAACAAUAG
Metarhizium robertsii ARSEF 23 is the source of this 2457-nucleotide messenger RNA. Its product is annotated as transcription factor Zn, C2H2. The transcript has 3 exons. Bases 1 to 2457 code for a protein of 818 amino acids. NCBI's taxonomy places the organism in Eukaryota, Fungi, Ascomycota, Sordariomycetes, Hypocreales, Clavicipitaceae. The record is from RefSeq and is a predicted model, not a curated record.